GAAAUGCCUCCGACCACCGUCAUCUCCUCCGUCCUCAUCCUCCUCCACGUCAUCAUCACCACCACCACCUCCGCCCCAAUCCUAGGUCUCGACUCUUUCCUCAACCAACAAUCCCGGGUUGACCCGACUUGCUCAAACGACUCCUUCCUCUCCCUCCCAUCCUCUCUCAAAAAACUUCUCUCUCAACAACAAUCCCGGGUCGACCCGUCUUCUCUCCUCUCCCUCCAAAUCUCCGUCCCCAUAACCGUUAAACUCGUUGGCACCAACUUCUCUUCUAACGCCAAAUCUCAACUCUCUUCAUUUCUCACUUCUGCUAUUACCUCCGAUCAGUUCCACGUCAUCACCCCUUUCUCUUUUCAACCAUCACAUCAUCUAUCCAUAUCCCAUUCACUUCACCUUGACGUGGCACUUUCUCCUUCAUCUCUUUCUUCACGUUUAUCUCAAACCCUAAAAACUCAUCUUGCUACUGUUCCUUCAUCUUUCAGAUCCGUUCUUGCAUCGGUCCCACAUGGGAUAAUUGAUGAAAUUAUCAAACAAGAUUUCGAAAAAGAGAAACCCAUUAAUGGGAUUUACAUAUAUAUUCUUAAUUUGGGUUCUCAAUCAAAACCCUAUGCUUAUAGUUACACACCUGGUGAUCCAUCACCUGCUUUUACUAAGUGUUUAGGCACUGUUUGGACUGGAAAGGAACGUUAUUUAUGGAUUGAUUUGGGGGCUGGUCCGGUUGACUAUGGCCCGGGGUUGUCGGGCGAUGGCGUGCUGCCACGUGGCGAGUUUCAUCCGUUCGCGACGUUGCACGGUCGACCUAAAUCCCAAAAGGCAUUGCUUUCUGAUUUGGCGUCGCUUGUUUGGAGUGCUUAUCAGGUUCUUAUGGUUCCCUCUUUGCGAAUUCCUGUACCGUUUGAGAAUUCUUUGAUAGUUGAGUUUAUACACAUAUAUGGUUCUUCGGAUAAUAAGGAUAGUUUUGGGUUAGAUUGGAAGUUGAUAGAGAGGAAUUUCAAGGAUGAAGUAAAUGAGAAUGGUUUGUUGUUUGGUGAUCAAUCUUUGAGAUUUAAGAAGUAUGAGGUGAAUUUAGCUGAGUGUCCUAUUUGUUCUUUUGCCAUUUCGAGGGCAGCUACUUCGUAUACUUCUAGGUACUUGUUUGAUAACUAUACUUUGAUUGUGAGUGAAUACCUGGAUUCGAAGCGGUUACACCAGACGUUGUCUGAAUCGGCUGAUCAGUUUAGGCGGAUUGCUAAGAUUCCUGAAGAGGACUUUAGUGGUAGGAUACUUCCGGUUUAUGUUUUUGAUUUGGAUGUUAGCUCGAUUUUGUUGCUUGAUCGGCAUCAUCAGUCUGUGGCGUUUAAGGAUAUGGUUAUAGCGGUCAGGACAAAGAGUACACAGACUGUGAGUGACUAUAGUUGUAAUGGGCGUCAUGUGUUUACUCAGACUCGCGAAUUAGAGAGGCCUAUUGUAGGUUCCAUUUUACAGAGCAUGUGGGGAGUCUCACCAACACAUUUAGUUUGGAGCCCAAGACACAACAGUACUUUCGUAGACUAUACAUGGAGUGUCGGGCAAACACCAUUUGGCCCGUUUUCAGAGGUUUCUUCGUUAUCAUUUGUACAGAAGGAUGCUGCAAGGAGAAAUGUAUUGUUGACAUCGUUGAACUUCAGUAUUACUAGUGCUCUUGAAGUUCUUGAAUCCAUUUCUGCUCAUGGCGGGGAGAGAAAGCUUCUAAAGCAUAAUCAGCGUACUGAGUUCAUGCAAAGGUGGAACUUGUUCAAGUACAAGCUAGACAAGGCAGUUUCAGCGCUCUCACACUUUGACUUUGAAAUGGCUUUGUAUUACCUGAGGGCAUCGGAUCAUGACAUAUAUGCCAUUCAUUCUAUUGUUUAUCAUGCUUCUCAAGAGCUGGAAGCAUCGCUAGUCUGUUUCAAGGACCCACCAUUUCCCUGGGCAUCAGUUUCUAUGACCGCUGGAGUCUUAAUAUUCCUUUUGUAUGUUUGGGUAAAGAGAGAUAAGUUCUUUUCCAACAAGCGAAAACAAUUUUGAUAUUUUCUGAAGCGCUGUUUUGUAACAUCUGAGUUGAUACAAUGCCUGUAUGCUGCAAGCUCUGAAAUUAGAAUUCAUUUUGUUAAGAGAAGGUACUGCAGUUUCAACUUUCAACUAGCACGGAACAUCUUGAUCGUGCUUGCCGAUGAUCAUAUAUGAGCAUUUUGGUCGAACUUCAUAUGGAUGUUUCAUUGGAGUCUUAAUAGAUUAUAAACACAUCAACUAACUUGUUUGCCAACUUCCUCCCAUGUGUAAUUUAUUUUCCGAGAAGGAAGAGUUUUAACUUCGAGUUUUGUGAAUUAGCUUCUUGCACAAUGGGUUAGGAACACAAAGAAUCUCUAAAUUGAAUAAAACAGAGAAGAAUUUUAUGCUCGAUUUA
Messenger RNA from Lycium ferocissimum, 2407 nucleotides. RefSeq lists its product as uncharacterized. The transcript has a single exon. Lineage: Eukaryota; Viridiplantae; Streptophyta; Magnoliopsida; Solanales; Solanaceae. Bases 4 to 2028 code for a protein of 674 amino acids. The record is from RefSeq and is a predicted model, not a curated record.